Fragaria vesca subsp. vesca is the source of this 840-nucleotide messenger RNA. Its product is annotated as cell division cycle-associated protein 7-like. Gene Ontology annotation, cellular component: nucleus. The record is from RefSeq and is a predicted model, not a curated record. Bases 1 to 840 code for a protein of 279 amino acids. The transcript has 8 exons. Gene Ontology annotation, biological process: regulation of DNA-templated transcription. NCBI's taxonomy places the organism in Eukaryota, Viridiplantae, Streptophyta, Magnoliopsida, Rosales, Rosaceae.
AUGGGAAGGCUCCUCCGAACCAAGAAUGACUAUGAAGAUCUCAGAAAUGCUCGCAUAGUACAAAACCAGGCUCGCUUGCAUUCGUUGGGAGUACAUAACACCCUCUCCGAGCUCCACUCCAUUUCUUCAUCUGCGAAAUCACAAAAGGCCCAUGUCAGGAAGUACUGCCAGAAGGUCUAUGAUCUCACCUCUUUGCGCCGAUCGGACCGAUUGAAAGGACCAUCCACCACUCAAGCAAUAACAACAACACCAAAUCACACUUCAUCAUCAAGGUUGACAGUGGGUGUAAAUGAAGAGAGUGAAGAGGGCACAAAGAGAAGGCCUCUAAAUGCGCCUUUUGUGGAACUGAAGGCUUCGAAGAUGGAGCUAGUUUCGUCUGAGUCUUGGUCUCGGCGUUGUGAUAGCAAGAGCCGCGGCACUGUCUAUCACUCUGUCUUCGGGAUUUGCUGCCAUUUUUGCAGGCAGAAGAAGUUGUGCGGUGAAGAAGAUUGCAAGAGAUGUGGCACUCUAGAUAUGGAUCAACCAUGCAUUGGAAAAACAGAAUGUUCAGUUUGUCACUCUACCAAUGGUGUUCUUUGCCGCGGUUGUCUCAAGGUUAGGUAUGGUGAAGAAAUGGAAGAAGUGAGAGGAAAUAAAGAUUGGAUGUGCCCACAUUGCAUAGAAGAAAAAGGAGUAAGACCUUACUGGAUAUGUAACAGCUCAUUCUGCAUGAAGAAGCGAAAGAUGGUUCCGACUGGGAUAGCAAUAUACAGAUGUCAGGAGAUGGGAUACAAGUCAGUGGCACAUCUGGUAAUGGAUGAACUUAAACGAAAAAUGAAUCGACAUGGAGCAACUAAGUAA